AUGAAAGCAUUGCAACACAAGAUAUUAAAUGCACACCCCGACGCAUUAACUUACCUGGCACUUGCCACGCAAGAGAGGAUCAGAGAAUUAGUUGAGGCAAUGAUAGCUGCAAAAAACCAUCGAAUACAUUCUGAACGUAUAAAUAUUCCACCUAGCACUGAUGGUAAACCUCCUAUGUAUAAAGAAGUCAUCAGUUUAGAUGUGAGAUCGCAAUUAGCUGCAAUGGAAAAAGUAGAAAGAGAGCAAGAACGCAAAAGGCGAGAGUCAUUGGCCGGUCCAUCACAAGAGUCUAAUGCGGAAGACGAGAAGAUGGAGGACGUAAGAGAAUCGACGGAAGCGCAGACACAACCACAAAAACGCUAUAAACGACAAAAGAAAGAUAGAGAUUCCUCAGCAGCAUCACAAAGAAGUAAAUUUACUAUCGAGUCCAUCUCAAAGAGUACCAAUCAAACUGCAUUGGUAGCUGCUGGAGGAUUAACAAAGAGUUGGAUGUUGCCACCAAAGGAAAUUUCGUCGUAUCCUUCUACUACAAAUGGUACCUCGUCCAAUAACAAGCUAGCACGUGUUCGAGCACGUUUAACUUCAGAUGAACGAAUGAAACAGGAGGACGGCAGUGAAGGUCCAUUCAAUUCUCAGAUCGCCUCUACAUUCCACACGUCAGAAAGAUUUAGCGGUCUAGGCAGAUAUCAGUCGAACGGAACGAAUGAGGUUGUACCGACGGUUACGGUGAAAGAUGCACUGUUUGUUCUCGAAAGAGAUCGUGGUGGUGGUGGUCAAGCUGGUGGCAGUCGAGAAGUUUUAAUGAAGGUAUUUAGUUGUUAA
Acaulospora colombiana is the source of this 822-nucleotide messenger RNA. The record is from the annotation of a GenBank genome assembly. Lineage: Eukaryota; Fungi; Glomeromycota; Glomeromycetes; Diversisporales; Acaulosporaceae.